UCCUUUCCUCUUUAUUCUAACCCAGGAAGCAACAGACGUAUCAUCGUCAUCAUCAGCAACAAGAUUAAAGAGUCAAACUCCUCAACCCUUCUUCAGUUCUUCCCAAUUUUCUCUCUCUACAACUUUCCCUCUCUAAAACCCAUCUCCUUCCUCUUGGAAUCUCAAACCUUUCAGAGCCAAGCGUCUGCAAUCCCAAAUCUUUUUCAUUAUUUUAUUAUACAGUUUGGUCCCCAAGUCUUCGCCUUUUUUACACCCAUUGCCAUAAAAACCCUAGCCUCACUUGCUGCUGGAAAACCCAAUUAGGGAAGCUCCCGCAAUAGCUCUCCCGUGUGGAAAUUGAAUUAACGGGGGAACCAAGAUUUUAGCGGUCUAGUUUGGCAGCUUCUUGUAGCAGUUCGAUGCUGGGCACAGUAUGCCGAUGAUAGUUGGGAGAAAUACAAAUGUAUCGUGGCACUAGCUGCACUAGUGCAGUUAACAACACAACCAUAGGUGGGACAUCAGGGAGGGAUUCUACCCGAGCUGAAUCUGCCGCAUUGCCUAACGUACCUCUAGCUUCUAGGCGCACAUCACAGUUAAACCCUUACAAAUUGAAGUGUGAUAAAGACCCUUUGAAUUCCCGACUUGGGCCACCUGACUUUCACCCCCAAACGCCAAAUUGCCCAGAGGAGACUCUUACCAAGGAAUAUGUGCAAGCUGGAUACAGAGAGACUGUUGAAGGAAUUGAGGAAUCUAGAGAGCUUUCUCUGAGUCAGGCUCAAGCUUUUAGCAAGCCUCUUGUCUUCAGGUGCAAAGAGGCCAUCAAAAAACGUUUUAGGGCUAUCAAUGAAUCCCGUGCUCAAAAGAGGAAGGCUGGUCAAGUGUACGGUGUUCCUCUUGUUGAUUCACUGUUGUCAAAGCCAGGUGUUUUUCCUGAACAAAAGCCCUGUGGUGAAGAGUUGCGAAAAAAAUGGAUUGAGGGUCUAUCACAACAACACAAGCGCUUGCGUUCAUUGGCUGAUCAUGUCCCUCAUGGGUAUAGGAAAAGAUCUUUGUUUGAGGUUCUUACAAGGAAUAAUGUUCCAUUGCUGAGAGCAACUUGGUUUAUUAAAGUAACUUAUCUUAAUCAGGUCAGGCCAGGUUCUACCAGUUUAUCAUCUGGGACAUCUGAUAAAGCUCAGUUGUCCCGCACAGAGCUUUGGACAAAAGAUAUUAUUGAGUAUCUGCAGUACCUUCUAGAUGAGUUAUUCUCGAGAAAUAAAUCUCAUUCCAGUUCAAACAACAGAGAUAGAUCACCACAAACUUUAUAUGCUGCGUCACAAAGGAAUGAUCCAGCAUCAGCAGUCCUUGAUGGUGAGGAGCCUUCCGUACAUUUCAAGUGGUGGUAUGUGGUGCGGCUUCUGCAAUGGCAUCAUGCCGAGGGGCUGCUUCUUCCUACACUCAUCAUUGAGUGGGUUCUAAGUCAACUACAGGAUAAAGAAUUGCUUGAGAUUAUGCAGUUGUUUUUGCCUAUUAUAUAUGGUGUUCUGGAAACUGUUGUUUUAUCUCAAACAUAUGUGCGCAAUCUUGUGAGAGUAGCUGUUCGUUUCAUUGCUGAACCUUCUCAAGGUGGAUCAGAUCUUGUAGAUAACUCCCGUAGGGCGUACAUAGUGUCUUCUAUGGUUGAGAUGCUUCGCUAUUUAAUACUUGCUGUGCCUGAUACGUUUGUAGCUUUGGAUUGCUUUCCUCUACCAUCGUCUGUAGUUUCCUAUGUUUCAAACGGUGGAUUACCAAAGAUGUCUGAGGAUGAAAGAAAGAUUAAAAAUGUUUCAGCAGAAGUUGCUUCUGCAUUAAGAAGCAAAGUUUUCGAUACUCAAUAUCAGUGUCUGGCUUUUGAUCGUAUUGUUUCAUGUAUUCAGAAAUGUGCUGAAAAUCUUGCAAAGGCUGCAAGGCCUAGCUAUCCAGGCCAUAGUAUAGCUAAAGCUGUACAGGCCCUAGAUAGAUCUCUUGUGCAGGGAGAUGUUCGAGGGGCUUAUAGAUUUCUGUUUGAAGAUCCUUGUGAUGGAGUUGCAAGUGAAAGUUGGAUUGCAGGAGUUAGUCCAUGUUUACGAACUUCAUUGAAGUGGAUUGGGACUGCCAACUUGUCAUUUGUUUGCUCUGUAUUUUUCCUCUGUGAGUGGGCAACAUGUGAUUUCAGGGAUUUUAGGACUGCCCCACCUUGUGAGCUGAAAUUUACUGGCAGAAAGGAUUUCUCUCAGGUAUUUGUUGUUACUAGGCUUUUGAAGCUAAAGAUAAGAGAUUUGCAAAGUUCAACUCAACGAAAGAAUGACAGCGUCCUUGGAGUCAGUAGUGUUGCAAAAGGUUCUACCCAGCAGAACAAUUUUCCUGUCAGAGUUUCCUUGGGAAAUUCCUGUGAGGUUAAACCAAAAAAUGUUGAUCAAAGAAGUAUGAAAUCGUCAAAUAUAUUUGAGAGCCCUGGUCCUUUACACGAUAUCAUAGUGUGUUGGAUUGAUCAACAUGAAGCAGGCAAAGGAGAAGGUUUGAAGCGCCUUCAACUACUUCUAAUUGAACUUAUCCGGUCUGGUAUUUUUAAUCCUCAUGCUUAUGUUAGGCAGCUGAUAGUUAGUGGGAUUAUGGAUAUGAAUGGACCGGUGGUUGAAGUAGACCGGUGGAAGAGGCAUUUUCGUAUCUUGAAGCUGUUGCCUGGGCUUUUAAUGCAUGAUGCUCUGGAAGAAGCAGGGAUUGCUGUAGGGCCACAACUUUCAGAGGCCAUGAACUUCUACUCAACUGAGCGCCGUCUAAUACUUCGUGGGCUUCUCUCCAAUCAAAAUAAAAAUGUGUCUGUUCUGAAGCAAAAGCAUUAUCCCAUUCCUGGAAAAGAUGGUGGUUUGCCAGUUUCUGUGGAUCAGUGGAAGGCUGUUCAGCCAUCACCCAACGUACUGCCCGGUAAAAGUGGCAAGACUGAUGCUGAUGUUGAAGAACUAAAGGAAGCAAUAUCAGUUCUGUUGCAAUUCCCAAAUACUUCAUCCCCAACAACAGAUACGGGGCUUGAUGAAUCCCAAGGGAGUGUUAAGAGGCCUUUUGGGUCAAUCUAUAACAAGAUGGAUCUGGGAGAAGGCACCCCUGGGUGUGAAGAAUGCAGAAGAGCAAAGAGGCAAAAAGUGAGUGGCGAAAGGAGCUCAUGCAUCCAAGGAAAAUUUUCAAUUCCUUCAGAUGAUGAAGAUACCUGGUGGAUGAGGAAGAGACCUAAGUCCUUGGAGCCAUUGAAGGUUGAUCCACCUGUUAAAUCAACCAAACAGGUCUCUAGGAACCGGCAGAAGAUAGUUCGUAAAACUCAAAGUCUUGCUCAACUUGCAGCUGCUAGGAUUGAAGGUAGCCAGGGAGCAUCUACGAGUCAUGUCUGCAAUAAUAAAGUAAGCUGUCCACAUCAUAAAAGUGGAGUUGAGGGGGAAACCCCGAAGUCUAUAGAUCCAACCAAAAUGAACCAUGGUGGGGAUAUUGUUUCAAUUGGAAAAGCUUUAAAGCAGCUCCGAUUUGUAGAGAAGAGGACAAUUACGGUUUGGCUGAUGACUGUUAUCAGGCAACUUGUUGAAGAGACUGAAAAGACCAUUGCGAAGGUUGGCCAAUUUGGUAGGACUUUCACAUCUGUUGAUGAUAGGAGCUCCAUGCGGUGGAAGCUUGGUGAGGAUGAACUUUCUGCUGCACUGUAUUUGAUGGAUGUUUCAAAUGAUUUAGUUUCGGCAGUCAAGUUUCUCCUUUGGUUGCUGCCAAAGGUUAGUGGGCCUAGUUCUCCAAUCCAUAGUGGGAGGAACAUUAUGCUGUUGCCCAGAAAUGCUGAAAAUCAAGUGUGUGAAUUGGGGGAGGCAUUUCUGGUAUCAUCACUCCGAAGGUAUGAGAACAUAAUUAUUGCUACAGAUCUUAUUCCAGAAGUCUUGUCUGUUACAAUGCAUCGUGCUUCAGCCAUAGUGGCAUCUAAUGGAAGAGUUUCAGGUUCAGCUGCCUUAGCAUACAGUCGGUAUUUAUUGAAGCGAUACAGCAAUGUAGCUAGUGUCAUUGAAUGGGAAAAGAGUUUCAAGCCAACAUGCGAUAAGAGACUUCUUUCUGAACUUGAGUCUGGACAGUCAGUGGAUGGAGAGUUGGGGUUUCCGCUUGGUGUUCCAGCCGGAGUCGAAGAUCUUGAUGAUUUUUUCCGCCAAAAGAUUAGUGGGGUUCGGUUAUCCAGGGUGGGUUUAAACAUGAAAGAAAUUGUGCAACGAAAUGUGAAUGUUGAUGAUGCAUUUCAGUAUUUUUUUGGGAAAGAGAGAAAGCUCUUUGCUGCUGGUGCUCCUAAAGGCCCUCCUGUUGAUAAAUGGGACGAUGGAUAUCAGAUAUCUCAAAAAAUAAUUACAGAACUGAUGGACUGCAUUAGGCAAACUGGGGGUGCUGCUCAAGAAGGGGAUCCAUCUUUGGUGUCUUCUGCCAUUUCUGCUAUUGUGGGUAAUGUAGGGCUAACUAUAGCAAAGGUUCCAGAUUUUAGAGCGGGGGGUAGCUAUUCAACCUUUCCAUCUGCCACUGAUUCCUUGAACUUUGCUAGGCGUAUUUUGCGUAUCCAUAUAAGUUGCCUAUGCCUCCUUAAGGAAGCUCUUGGAGAGCGCCAAACCCGUGUGUUUGAGGUAGCUCUUGCGACAGAAGCUUAUUCUGCUCUUGCUGGGGUUUUUGCUCCUGGAAAGGCCCCUCGAAAUCAAUAUCACUCCUCCCCUGAAUCCCAUGAUUCAAACACUAAUAUGUCUAAUGACAUUUUGAAUAGUAGAGUAGUUCUUGGGAGGACAACAAAAGUUGCAGCUGCUGUUUCUGCACUAAUCGUCGGGGCGGUUGUUCAAGGUGUUACUAGCUUGGAGAGAUUGGUGACCGUAUUCAGGUUAAAGGAAAGGUUGGAUGUAAUUCAAUUUGUAAGGAGUAGUAGAUCCAACUCUAAUGGCAAUGCUCGUUCUGCUGGGGCAUUUAAGGGUGAUAACUCGCUUGAAGUUUAUGUGCAUUGGUUUAGACUUCUCAUUGGAAACUGCAGAACAGUCUCUGAUGGAUUGGUCGUGGAACUCUUGGGUGAACCCUCUGUAAUAGCUCUUUCGAGGAUGCAGCGUAUACUCCCUCUUGAUUUGGUUUUUCCACCUGCCUAUUCAAUAUUUGCUUUUGUUAUGUGGCGGCCAUUCCUUCUUAGCACUAGCUUUGCAGCCCGGGAUGAUUUUAACCAAUCAUAUCAAUCUUUAACAACAGCUAUAGGUGAUGCUAUAAAGCACUCUCCUUUUCGUGAUGUGUGUUUGAGAGAUAGUCAGGGUUUCUAUGAUCUUGUAGCUGCAGAUGGUAGUGAUGCUGAAUUUGCAGCCAUGCUAGAGCUAAAUGGUUCGGACAUGCAUAUAAAAUCCAAGGCUUUUAUUCCAUUACGUGCAAGGCUUUUUCUAAAUGCCAUAAUGGAUUGUAAGAUGCCGCACUCUUCAUUUACACAGGUUGAAGCAAAUCAGGUCUUUGGACAUGGUGAAUCUAAAGUCCAAUUUGCAGAGCAUGAAACAAAGCUUGUAGAUAAGCUUGUACAUAUUUUAGAUACCCUGCAACCUGCGAAAUUUCAUUGGCAGUGGGUAGAGCUUAGGCUCCUUUUGAGUGAACAAGCCCUCAUUGAAAAACUUGAGAAUCAAGAUGUGUCUUUAGUGGAUGCCAUUCGGUCGUCAUUGCCUAGUCCUGAAAAGGUUGCUGCCUCCGAGAAUGAGAAAUAUUUCAUUGAGAUCAUCCUUACGAGGUUAUUAGUUAGACCUGAUGCUGCCCCCCUUUUCUCGGAUGUGGUUCAUCUUUUUGGGAGAUCACUAGCAGAUUCUAUGUUGUUGCAGGUCAAAUGGUUCCUGGGUGGUUCUGAUGUUCUUUAUGGACGAAAAUCCAUUAGACAACGUCUUCUUAAUAUUGCUGAGAGUAAGGGUCUCUCAAUCAAGACCCAAUUUUGGAAGCCAUGGGGAUGGUGUAGUUAUGAUGCUGAUCCCAUGACAAACAGGGGAGAUAAGAGAAAGUUUGAAGUCGCCUCCCUUGAAGAGGGUGAGAUGGUUGAAGAGGGAACAGACUCGAAAAAGUAUGGGAAAGGGGCCACUCAAACAUUGGACAUUGAAAGCUACAAUGUCACUCAGCAGCAUGUGACAGAGAGGGCUCUCAUUGAAUUACUUCUUCCAUGUAUAGAUCAAAGUUCUGAUGAGUCGCGCAAUGCAUUUGCAAAUGAUUUGAUCAAGCAGUUGGGUAAUAUUGAGCAACAAGUUAGUCCAGUUACUCGUGGGACAAAUAAGCAAGCCGGACCAACUCCUUCUGGAGUUGAAGGUCCCACAAGCAAGGGAAAUAGCCGCAAAGGUAUAAGGGGUGGCAGUCCUGGAUUAGCUAGGCGUGCAGCAGGAGCAGCUGAUUCUGGUCCACCAUCCCCUGCAGCUUUGCGAGCUUCUGUGUCGCUUCGGUUGCAGUUGCUCUUAAGAUUGCUUCCUGUCAUUUGCGCAGACAGGGAGCCAUCUGGCCGGAACAUGAGGCAUGGGCUUGCCUCUGUAGUACUACGUCUUCUAGGAAACCGAGUUGUGCACGAGGGUGCAGACCUAUGCUUCAAUAUCAUACAGAGUACUUUCUCUAAGAGGGAUGCAGAGUCUUCAACAGAAGCUGCCUCUGCAGCUUUUGCAGAAUUGUCAAAUGAAAGUCUCUUUGACCAAUUAUUGUUCGUUCUGCAUGGGCUGUUAAGCAGUUGCCAGCCAAGUUGGUUGAGGUAUACGAAGUCAGCGAAUGAGGGGGGAAAAGAUUUAGCUGCAUUUGAUCGUGAACUGGCAGACAAUUUGCAGAAAGACUUAGAUCGUAUGCAACUUCCUGAAAUGAUUCGCUGGCGUAUCCAAACUGCAAUGCCAGUGGUUAUCCCUUCUGUUCAGCGCCUUGUCUCUUGCCAACCACCACCUGUUCCAGAUACUGCUUUGGCCAUUCUUCAACCCAGCAUAUUGGUUUCUGGGUUGCAUGCUGGAAGCUCAAACCCACCUCAAAGAAAUCAGGCUCCUCUGGCUCGGAUAGUAACUAACGUACCGGGGAAAUUUAAACCGUUGCCAUCACAGGAUUAUGAUAUGGAUAUUGACCCAUGGACACUGCUGGAAGAUGGUGCAGGUUCAGGCCCAUCUUCAAGUAAUAGUGCUUUGAUAGGCAGUGUGGACCAUGGCAAUCUUCGAGCAUCUAGCUGGCUCAAGGGGGCCGUGAGGGUGAGACGAAAGGAUCUCACAUACAUUGGUGCUGUGGAUGAUGACAGCUGAGUUCAAAAGAAAAUUUUGUUGUUGAUUUUGUCCGGAAUGAGAACCCCCUCAGCAGGUAACUUAAUGUUUACAUUCACUGUGCAUAAUUGGCAUCAGUAUCACCGUGUUGUGCGGGUCCAUUUCUUUGAUGAUGGAGAAUCUGUUGAGAGGGAAUUUUUUUGGAAGGACGCACGGGGUCCUUUUGGAAGAAAUUUGGAGAUGUUCUUAUUCAGCCCAUACAACCAGGUCUUUUGGCUGCUUGACUACUAACCCUUCGAUCACCCCCCAUCCAACCGUGCACCUCCUCCAUGCUGUUCAGAGGUCUGUUGUAUAUAUAGAUGAUUUGUUCACUUUACCAAUUGAUCUGAGUAAGAUAUCUGCAGAAUGAUAUGUAGCUGUUCUUUUUUCCCCUUAUAAUCAAUCUCUACGUUCUCUC
Molecule: messenger RNA, 7650 nt
Organism: Pyrus x bretschneideri (Chinese white pear)
Lineage: Eukaryota; Viridiplantae; Streptophyta; Magnoliopsida; Rosales; Rosaceae
Product: mediator of RNA polymerase II transcription subunit 12
Exons: 13
Coding region: 441-7235 (2264 amino acids)
Biological process (GO): regulation of transcription by RNA polymerase II
Cellular component (GO): mediator complex
Molecular function (GO): transcription coregulator activity
Source: RefSeq, a predicted model, not a curated record